AUGACGGGGACCACCCAAUCGAAAUUCCCAGAAGUGAUCUUAGGCACUCCAUGCCAAGUGAACCACACUGAACAAACCCAUGAAAGAGACAAUAGCCCGCCAUUCAUCCUUUCCAGUCCUACCCCCUCCCAACCCUUCAACUUUCAAACCCAACGCAAUACCUUGAGCUCUGAUGAUCCAUUCAAAUCACCAAUCAAUCGCCCAACGUUCCAAUUCAAUAAAAAACGAAGACGACAACCCAGCCACUCAGAACCCCAUAUCAACUCACCAAAAGAAGCUAUCCAAAAAGCUAGAAGUCUACUCAUUCUAGCUGCCUCCCUAGAAGAGGAUACCGAAGAACAAUCGAAAGUCCUAGACUUAAUCGAAAUAUUUCGUGAAUAUCUUGAAAAAGGAAAACUCACAAAAGCCUCAAAUAUCAUCACAUCACAAAUCUCCCAUCUAGAAAAUGCUACCAAACGGAUCGAAAAGCAAGCCAACCACCUUUCAAACCUCCCCAAUCAUACAAUCCCCCCUACAAUAAACACCCCUGGAACCAAAGCCAACUAUGCCACUAUCACCAAAACCUCAGGAGAAUGGAACCUAGUUACAAAGGGAAAACUGUUGACCUCCUGGGAUCUUGGCAGCAUAUGCAUAUAUAUUGCAUGA
Molecule: messenger RNA, 645 nt
Organism: Sclerotinia sclerotiorum 1980 UF-70
Lineage: Eukaryota; Fungi; Ascomycota; Leotiomycetes; Helotiales; Sclerotiniaceae
Exons: 1
Coding region: 1-645 (214 amino acids)
Source: RefSeq, a predicted model, not a curated record